Messenger RNA from Liolophura sinensis, 2495 nucleotides. RefSeq names its product myotubularin-related protein 8-like. NCBI's taxonomy places the organism in Eukaryota, Metazoa, Mollusca, Polyplacophora, Chitonida, Chitonidae. Bases 93 to 2354 code for a protein of 753 amino acids. Gene Ontology annotation, biological process: phosphatidylinositol dephosphorylation. The record is from RefSeq and is a predicted model, not a curated record. Gene Ontology annotation, cellular component: cytoplasm. Gene Ontology annotation, molecular function: phosphatidylinositol-3-phosphate phosphatase activity; metal ion binding; phosphatidylinositol-3,5-bisphosphate phosphatase activity. The transcript is spliced from 14 exons.
CAACAGAGGGAGGUGUCAUGGCUGCUAACGCAUAAAUAAUUGUCUAUAGUUGCUCUUCAUUUGUCUACCCGGCAUCAUUGAAAUUAUCCAAUAUGGAGCACAUCAGGACACCUAAGGUUGAGAACGUGAAGCUAAUAGACCGAUUCAAUGCUCGCAAUCCUGCUGUUGGCACGUUGUACCUGACGACAACUCAUCUCAUCUUCGUUGAUCCGUCUGGGAAGAAGGAAACAUGGAUAUUACAUAUGUUGAUGUCGACUGUGGAAAAACAGCCGUUGACAACGGGGGGUUCACCUCUCCAGAUCCGCUGCAAGAAUUUUAUGACCGUCAAGUUCAUCAUUCCCAAGGAGAGGGAUUGUCUGGACAUUUACCAGUCCUUGCUGAAACUGUCACAGCCAGGUCACAUUGAGGAGCUAUAUGCCUUCCACUACACGGCCUCUGAUGACAGCCCAAAAUCUCAGGGCUGGGGCAUGUUUGACCUUCAGACAGAAUACCUGAGGAUGGGGGUGCCUAAUGAUCAAUGGGUGGGAACCAACCUGAACAAGGAGUAUGAGAUAUGUGACACAUACCCUCGGCACAUAUUUGUCCCCGCCUCAGCCAGUACACCUGUCCUGGUGGGCAGCUCAAAGUUCCGGAGCCGAGGCCGCCUGCCAGCCUUGUCUUAUCUUCACAGAGAUAAUCAGGCGUCGAUAACGCGGUGCAGUCAGCCAUUGGCCGGGUUUAGCGCUCGUUGCAUGGAGGAUGAACAGAUGUUACAGGCCAUCCUCAAGGCCAACCCCAGCUCGAAAUACAUGUAUGUGGUGGACACUAGACCAAAAAUCAAUGCUAUGGCAAAUAAAGCCGCUGGGAAAGGCUAUGAGAAUGAGAGUUUUUAUGCAGACAUCAAGUUCCAAUUCCUGGGUAUUGAGAACAUACAUGUUAUGAGGAGCAGCUUACAGAAGCUCCUGGAGUUGUGUGAACUGAAGAAUCCCACCAUGAAUGUGUUCCUGUCUGGCUUGGAGAGCUGUGGCUGGCUCAAACAUAUCCGUGCUAUUGUGGAGACCUCUGUCUUCAUCGCAAAUGCUGUGCGUAAUGGUACUAGUGUAUUAGUACACUGUUCUGAUGGUUGGGACCGGACAGCUCAGACAUGCUCCUUGGCUGGAAUGAUGUUAGACCCAUACUACAGAACUAUACAGGGAUUUCAGGCUUUGAUAGAGAAGGAGUGGCUGGCAUUUGGUCAUAAGUUCACAGACCGCUGUGGUUUACUGGAGGGUAUAGAUGCCAAAGAGGUGUCCCCAGUACUCACACAGUUCAUCGAUACAGUGUGGCAGUUCAUGCAGCAGUUCCCCUGUGCUUUCCAGUUCAACGAGCGGUUCCUGCUCACACUCCACGAUCAUGUGUUCUCAUGCCAGUUUGGCACGUUCAUAGGGAACUGUGAGAAAGAUAGGAUAGAUCUCAGGCUACACGACAGAACAUACUCCCUGUGGUCUUAUUUGGCAAAGAACCAGAGUGAUUAUCUAAACCCAUUGUACAAGAAGGAAAUGGAGGUUACCUGCCCUGUGCUGAUUCCUAAUACAAGUCCACAGUGUUUCCAGUUUUGGCGAGGAAUGUACAACCGGUUUGAGAAUGGCGUUCAUCCUCGAGAAAACAUUAUGGACAUCCUGAGUGCAGCCAAGGACCACAGUAGUUCACUGGAUGACCAUGUGAACUUACUGGAGAAGCGAGUUACGCAGAUCUGUAAGUUACUGGGCAAGUCUGAGGAGACAAUCCAGAAGAAACUGCAGGGUUUCUUGUCCGUUGAUUCAUUAGACGGCAUUCUCUCCGGAGCACUGGAUGACAGCAUGUUGCCCCAGAAAACAAACUAUGAUGGCAAAAGUGUUACAGGCACUGAGCAUAAAGACACUCCCAAUGGAGACGCGCCCAGCUCGGCUGUGUCCAAACUUUACGUGGGGGACUCGGGUGGGGUGAAGAACCACUUGAAGCUAAGCGACUCCGAGUCCGGCUUCGAUGAGUCCAGCUCACAGAUGUCCCGAUCAGGUAUAGAGGAUGGAUCAUCUAGUAUACAUGAGCUGCAUGUGAACGCUAACCACGUAGGAACCCUAACAAUCGACCAGUUGCUGGCCGAGCUUAAAACUGUCGCCAUAGACUGGAGGGCGUUCAGGAAUGUUCGCCAGUGUAACUGUGCUGCACCGUUCGACCACUUCUCCCGAAAGUACCACUGUUGGAAAUGCGGUGAGGUGUUCUGCACUCGCUGCAUCGCGCGCCACAUCCCGCUGCCUGGCCACUACUCUCAACGGCCCGUGCCCGUCUGUAAGCCCUGCUACCUGGAGGUAAAGAGAUCACCAUCUAUGGAGUUUCCAUCGAGCUUCCCCAGCUAGUAUAGUCCUACGCUCACUAGCUGUAAAUUAUUCCGACUUUAUCACGCUGUGACCUGUUGCUUUAUGUAUAUCAGUAUAUAUGUGACAGGAAUUUCUGUUUAUUCUGUGUGUAUAUAUAGACAUAUAUAUAUAUAUAUAUCU